Papaver somniferum (opium poppy) is the source of this 1480-nucleotide messenger RNA. Its product is annotated as codeine O-demethylase-like. The transcript has 3 exons. The coding region runs from base 1 to 1110 and encodes 369 amino acids. Lineage: Eukaryota; Viridiplantae; Streptophyta; Magnoliopsida; Ranunculales; Papaveraceae. The record is from RefSeq and is a predicted model, not a curated record.
AUGAAGACACCAAAACCACUAACGCUAGGUUGUUUUUUGUCUGUACCUAGUGUACAGGAAUUUGCCAAACAACCGCUUGCAGAAGUCCCAGCUCGAUACAUACGCACUGAUCAGGACUCAUUGAGCACUAACCUCUCUAGUGUAUCUUUGAUCGAUCAAACAGUACCUGUUAUUGAUUUGCAAAAAUUAGUGUCACCAGAGACCAACAUUGGAGACUUGGAAUUGGAGAGGCUUCACUCUGCUUGCAAAGACUGGGGUUUCUUUCAGGUGGUAAAUCAUGGAGUUGACAUUUUAUUGGUGGAGAAAGUGAAGUCAGAAAUUCAAGGUUUCUUCAAUCUCCCAAUGGAUGAGAAAAAGAAAUUUUGGCAGGAGGAAGGAGAUUUCGAAGGAUUUGGACAAGCCUUUGUUCAUUCAGAAGACCAAAAGCUUGAUUGGGGAGAUAUGUUUUUCAUUCGCACUCUACCCCAACAUAUGAGAAAGCUUUGGCUGUUUCCCAAUCUCCCUAUACCUCUGAGGGAGACAAUUGAAUCAUACUCAUUGGAGUUGAGUAAACUUAGCUUGACUCUCAUUAAGUCUAUGGAGAAGGCUCUGCAAAUAAAUACUAACGUCAUGGCAGAGUGGUUUGAAGAAGUGAAACAAUCAAUGAGGAUGAAUUAUUAUCCUCCUUGUCCUCAAUCCGAGCACGUUAUCCGCUUAACAACACACUCGGAUCCUGGCGGUUCAACAAUCGUUCUUCAACUGAACGAAGUGGAUGGAUUGCAAAUUAAAAAGGAAGAAACAUGGGUUCCCAUUAAACCUCUACCUAAUGCAUUUGUAGUGAACAUUGGAGACAUCUUAGAGAUAAUGACUAAUGGGAUUUAUCGUAGCGUGGAGCACCGAGCAACAAUAAAAUCAUCAAAGGAGAGGCUCUCAGUUGCAACAUUUCAUAUCCCGAAACAAACAGAGAUAGGUCCGAUACAUGGCUUGAUCACAACAGAGAAACCUGUUUUGUUCAAAACAGUUGGGUAUCAGGAUUAUGUGAAGGAAUUCCUUUCUCGUAAACUCGACGGAAAAUCAUUCCUAGACUCCAUGAGGGUAGGAGAAGAUCAUGAAGACAAUAACACCUCAUGAUUCUUGCGACAGAUAUACGUACCUUAAGUGAAAUAAGUUUCGUUACAGAACUGAAGGGUCAGUGUUUGGAUGAUCUAGUUUUAGUGUGUUGUUGGAAACAAGAACUUUACGAAUAAGGCUCUUCAAGCCUAGGUCUGUAUGUUUGUUCCUUUGUUUAUUUUGGGAGUUUUAUAAUAUUUGCAACUGUGAAGAUUUUUACUUUAUCAGUCAUGUACUAUGUGCCUCCUCGGCACCUUAUGAAGCUAUUUUCACCAUUUCCAGAAAAAAAAAAAGAAAAAAAAAAGAGAGAAGUUUAGAAGAUUAGGAAUACUGUCAUUGGAAGUAUGAGAAAUCAUUGACAGAAGAUUUCUUUUCUUUUGAAAAUGUUACA